Messenger RNA from Austrofundulus limnaeus, 4035 nucleotides. RefSeq names its product LON peptidase N-terminal domain and ring finger 1 (gene lonrf1). The coding region runs from base 441 to 2645 and encodes 734 amino acids. The record is from RefSeq and is a predicted model, not a curated record. Gene Ontology annotation, molecular function: protein binding; ubiquitin protein ligase activity. The transcript has 12 exons. NCBI's taxonomy places the organism in Eukaryota, Metazoa, Chordata, Actinopteri, Cyprinodontiformes, Rivulidae.
GUGUGGUAAGUGACAAGACUGUGCAGACCACUUGUGUUACAAAAUCAUUUACAUGACUUCGCUAGAUAUUUUGUUCUGACAGGCAUUAAAAAAACAAAUGUGUUCCAAUGUGACUUUUAGAUCUAAAUUAAACCCUCGGGUUAUGUUGCAGUAAAUAAGGUUAAUGAGUACACAAAAAAAAAAAAACCUGGCGCAGUUUGUCAAGUUCACUGCGUCUUUUCCGUAGUUAUGAAACUUUCAAGCGCACGUUUUGUAACAGAGACCAUUUGACCAAUCACGAGACCAGCCUGCUGGUCACAUGACCAUCGGUUUUUUUUUUUUUACGUAAUGAAGGAGUAUCUUGUGGGGAAAAUCCUUUCACUGUAGUGCCAGUCAUGUAUAAGCACGCCGGCAGAAGAAAAGAAAAAGAUAAAUGCAAAUAGCAUUCCAUAAACAUUUCAAUGUCGCUAAAACCGCAGUCGGAGGAGAGAAGCGCCUUCUUCAUCGGCGCGGACAAUAAUGUUUCUGAAGAAGAGGAGGAGGAAGAGGGCCACCGUGAACUUCUCCUUCAGAAAGGUAACGCUUUAGCGUCRGAAGACUGUCUGAAGGAAGCCAUAAACUGGUUUUCCGCGGCUGUUCGCUUCGGUCCUGUGCGUCCGGAGCAGCUGAGCACUUUGGUUGAAUGCGUCCUCCGUAACUUCAAGAGGAAAGCGGCGGGGCCGGAUGCCUGCACGGGCCGGGGGAACSGGGACGCCGCAGGCUUCGACUGCCCCGGCUGCCGCUGCUUCUUGGGCCGACCCGUCACCGUAGGCUGCGGACACUCGUACUGCAAAAGGUGUUUACGUCGACGGUUCGUCACCAAAUGUCGGCUGUGCGGCGAAGCGGUUACCGGGAGGGAGAAAGCCAACGUGACUCUGUGCGGACUUUUAGAGAAACUGUUUCCCGACGAGCUGGAAAAGUCGAAAGCGUCACGCGAAGUGGACUCGUUGUGCAAAAGAAAACGCUACAAAGAAGCGGUGUCACUUGCGAGCGACGUUCUCCGGUCAGAUUCACAUUUGACUGGGGCUCGAUUGGCUCGAGCUGAAGCAUACACAGCUCUGAAACAGUACAGACUUGCUUUGGAGGACAUCGAAUUUUGUUCAAAGUCCAGCUGUUCUGCUGAAACUCUAUUCAGGAAAGCGACAGUUCUGCAUGAAAUGGGUCGGGUGGACGAGUCCCUUCAAGUCUUCCUCCACUGUUUGACUGUUGAUGAAGACUUCCCUGGUGCUAAAAGACAAAUGGAAAGGAUCUUGUGCGACCUGCUCUCUCCGGUUGAUGAGAACGUUAAAGUUGGUCUGAGGGAGACCACGCAGAACCUGUUGCCGCACUUACGAGCUAAAACUCUUGUGGAAGACGAUGCAGUUCAGCCAGAGAGCCCAGUUCAGAAACAACACCAAGUUUGUGCCUCUUCUGCACACGAUGCAGACAUCCAGGAGAAAUGGUGUGAAAGCUCAGAGCGCCCCGGUCUAAGUCGAGCCCAGUCGCUACGAGUGCACUGCUCUAGCAGCAGUGAAGAGGGGCUAAAGCGAGUUUUCUCGGCUCCUCAACUGGGCGACCAGGACAAGGGAAGUCUGCUGAAGAGGAAGCUGUCCGUGUCAGACAUGGAAGCUUGCGUUGUGGACAGUGGAAGUAGCAAACAUAAAAAACAAGGUGUGGCAAAAGGCUCCAAGCACCAAACCACCAAAGCAAAAUCCUGCAGACAUGUUCCUGAGGAUCUGUUGGACCCCAGUGACCUGGAGUGUUCCCUGUGCAUGAGAUUGUUUUAUGAGCCUGUGACUACACCCUGUGGCCACACUUUCUGUAAAAACUGCUUGGAGCGUUGCUUGGACCACACUCCCCAGUGUCCCCUCUGCAAAGAGAGCCUGAAAGAGUAUCUGGCCUGCAGGAAGUACAUGGUGACCACCGUCUUGGACACGCUGAUCAAACAGCACUUGAGUCGCGAAUAUGAAGAGAGGACUAAAACUCAUCUGGAGGAGAACAGGGAGCUUUCUGACCUGACAAAGAAUGUGCCUAUUUUUGUGUGUACCAUGGCUUACCCCACUGUGCCUUGUCCCCUGCAUGUCUUUGAGCCACGCUAUCGUCUCAUGAUUCGUCGCUGCAUGGACACAGGCACGCAUCAGUUUGGGAUGUGUAUUCAUGAUUCUCAGAAAGGGUUUGCAGAUUAUGGCUGCAUGCUGAUCAUCAGGAGCGUACAUUUCCUCCCCGAUGGACGAUCUGUGGUGGAUACCGUCGGAGGAAAACGCUUUCGGGUCUUGUCCAAAGGAAUGAAGGAUGGUUACAAUACUGCAGAUAUUGAGCACUUGGAGGACAGCAGAGUGGAAGACAGAGAAGCACUAGACAAGCUACAAGAACUGCACGAUGCAGUGUAUGAACAGGCCCAAGUCUGGUUCCAAAACCUGAAGAUCCAUUUCCACAACCAGAUUCUGCAGCACUUCGGACCAAUGCCAGAGCGUGAAGCUGACAUUCAGGCGACUCCAAACGGUCCAGCUUGCUGCUGGUGGCUGCUGGCUGUUCUGCCCAUCGACCCUCGGUACCAGCUCUCCGUUCUCUCCAUGACCAGCCUCAAAGACCGCCUGGUGAAYAUUCAGCAGAUUCUCACAUAUCUGCAGAACAUCCCCAAUAACUAGAGCUUCCCAUCUCCACAAACAUCCUCCUGGGACUUUGAAAUGACGUUUAGGAAAAGGCUAAUCAGCACCACACCAACUUCUGUCUGCUACCAACUGAAAGCAAUAUUUUUUGUCUGAAAUYAACACAAGAACAACAAAAUUGGAGAUUGAGAGCUAUGGCCAAACCACCUCAGGGACACCAUCAGUGACACUUUUUCUUACAAAAAAUAUUUAAGCAUUUGCAUUUUCUCGUUCCUAAUAUAAAUAAUUCUUCAUAAAUAAUUCUGAGAAUGGAAAAAAAGAACAGUUCUUUGGAUUGUCAGUUUUUGCUCAUGUUUGGGUUGUUUAUUUCAGGCUUGGUUAAAGGAGCUCAUCUCCUUGGACCAUAAAACUUGUGUGUGGAACAAAUUCCUAAAUGCUGAAAGACCAAAACAAAACGGUGAUUGGAAAACACACUUUUAUGCUGCACUUUAAAAGUGAUUCGAGGAUGCUUCAGGCUCUCACCCAGUCUGGUUUAGAGGAAUCAUUGCGGGGGGAAAAAAACCUAAGUGCAACUAAAGGUUCACAUAUGAUGAACGUAUUACUCCUAUGAAGUUUUCGCACAACUUCCAUCGCUGCCUCUGCAGAURGACUUAAGAACUUACAUGUUUACAGAAUCACAUCGUCUGAUUUUCUUCCCUCCUUUUGUUUGUUUACCUUCACUUAUCUUCCAGGUUCUUCAGAGUGUGAUUUGGAGCUUUCAUUUGUUUUCACAUUGUUGUUUAUUCAAACUCAUCUUCCUGUGACCACCUCAGAGUUGGUCCUCCUCUCUUUUGCUUUUAGUAAUCUUUAAACACAAAACCCUAUCUUCCAUUAAGUAAGAUUUUAUCUCCACAGACCCACAAAUUUAGUUGAAAUAAGAUGAUUUCAGUCAAAGUGUUCAUCUGUUGACUCUCCUUAUGUUAAAUCUUUUUCCAUAAAUUAAAAAAAAUUAUAAAUGAUUAUUUAUCCUUAUACUUUCAGGAAUACGCUUUUCCCCCAGUAUUAUGAAAGUCAAAAGAAAAAAAUCAGUAUCAUCAAAUGCUGCUGUCUGCUUAGAGGAGAAAGGAGGAUGCCUGCAGUCUCAUCUAAGYGGGGAGGAGCUACGUUCGCCUUACAUCAUUCUUCAUUGUGAUUUUGAAAACAUAAUGCAUUGUCUUGGUUAGAAUUCCCCCUUUUGCCAUAGCAUGCACGUUUUAUUUUAUAUAUUUAUCAGUUGAGCUACUAAGAAUUAAAAUUUAUUUAAAAUUUUCAGAAAAAAGCAUAAAAACAAAUGUUUAUGGUGUUAAAUAGAAAUCAUUUGUACAAUGGAGUUUUGGACAAAUUUUGCUUUUUUUUUUGCUAAAAUGUUUUAAGUUAUGGAUUUGCAAUAAUAAAUGCACUUUUUUCAAUA